This is a messenger RNA of Coccinella septempunctata (seven-spotted ladybird), 4840 nucleotides long. RefSeq names its product nephrin-like. The coding region runs from base 211 to 3351 and encodes 1046 amino acids. The transcript has 15 exons. Lineage: Eukaryota; Metazoa; Arthropoda; Insecta; Coleoptera; Coccinellidae. Gene Ontology annotation, molecular function: protein binding. The record is from RefSeq and is a predicted model, not a curated record.
UGUGGUAAGCGUUCGAAGCGUUCCGCGUUGUGGCCUGACAGAUCGCGAUCGUGAUCAGCUACCGGUGUUUUCAGACUCCCGAAUUAACCUUGUUCAAAGUUCGUCGCGUUUUCAGGCUUCUGUAUAACUUUUUCCCAAGACAGAAUCAGUGUCAGUGCUCCCCGAAAGAAACUAGUGAAUUUUUCCCAAUUGGAUGAGUUUGUUGUCAUCAUGAAAUUCAGGAUGGCAUCUAUAUUUAGUGUUAGGAAGGAUUUAAUUCGAUGUUUCGAAAAAAAUGCUUUAUGUGUGAUUCUUGUGCUUCUUUUCUGUGAAUUUCAUCUACCCCAAACUGGCGCCAAGAUACUGGAUAAUGAACCUGCGAGUGCUGUUUACGAAAUCGAGGCAGUUCAGGGUGGGAUGGCGAAACUUCCCUGUAACAUUACACCAACAGUGCCUGGAGAUAAGAUGCGUAUAGUUAUUUGGUCCAAAGAAGGAGAAAACAACAAGCAGGUUCCAAUAUACUCAUUCGACUCCAGGGACAGGGACUUGGAGGAAGGCAAACAUUGGGCGGACGAUCAACUGCUCGGAGGUCGAGCACAUUUUCGAUUUCAAGACGAUCCCGCGAAGCUGACAUUAGACAGCGUGAGAGAAAGCGACGGGGGUGUGUACAGUUGUCGAGUUGACUUCAAGAAGUCCCCCACUAAACUUGUCAAAGUGAAUGUCUCGAUCAUAAUACCCCCAGAAAAAUUGAGGGUUCUGAACGAGAAUGGCGUGCACAUACCUGAUUACAUUCUCGGACCGUACAAUGAAGCCAGUGCCGUCAACAUAACUUGCGUGGCUACAGGAGGACGCCCUUCCCCUAAGGUGACAUGGUGGCAAGAGAACGCUCUUCUCGACGACUCUUUCGAGAAUCUGCCUAAUAGGCAGGUUCGUAACAUACUCCAUUUGGAGAGGCUCGAGAGGAAGCAUCUACAUACUAUAUUCACCUGCCAAGCAUCGAACAACAAUCUGGUGGCCCCAAUUUCCAGCUCUGUCACCCUCGACAUCAAUCUGAAACCACUCUGGGUGAAGCUCAUCGGAGAAAAUAAGCCAUUAUCAGCCGAUAACACUUACGAGCUCAGCUGCGAAGUAGUGGGUUCCCGACCUGUACCGACCAUAACUUGGUGGAAGGGGAGUAUACAGAUGAAAAACACCAGGGAAACGACAAGCCCCGACCAGAAUACGACAACAAGUGUUCUGACUUUCACCCCUACUGUCGAGGACGCUGGAAAAUUUCUAUCUUGUCGAGGUCAUCAACCAAUGAUACCCGAUAGUGGCAUUGAAGACGGAUGGAAAUUGGAUAUACACCAUGUUCCUCUUGUGAGUUUGGAACUUGGAAGCACUCUUAAUGGCAGCACCAUCAAGGAGGGAGUAGAUGUUUACUUCGAGUGUAAUAUAAAGUCGAAUCCUUGGGUCUACAAAGUUAGUUGGAGACAUAACGGCAAGCAACUUUACAACAAUGCACAGGCAAAUACGAUUGUUACCAAUCAAAGUCUGGUACUGCAGUCCCUCACAAGAUCCAAAUCAGGAUAUUACACUUGCGUCGGUCAUAAUCAAGAAGGCGAUGGCGAAAGUAAUCCUGUGUUCUUAGACGUCAAAUUUGCCCCAGUCUGCAGACCCGGACAGCAGAAAAUUUUCGGUGUGGCUAGGCUUGAAACAGCGAGGAUAUUGUGCGAACUAGAAGCCAACCCUCCAGACGUUCAAUUCGUAUGGAAAUUCAACAACUCCGCAGGGACCGUGGAUAUUCCUCAAAAUCAGAUCCACACAGAGAAAGCUCGUAGCACGGCUGCUUACAAGCCAGUUACAGCGUUAGAUUACGGAACUCUACUCUGCUGGGGAAAGAACGAGAUCGGUGUGCAAACGGAACCCUGUGUGUACUACAUCAACCCCGCAGGUAAACCAGAUCCCUUGUCCAACUGCACGAUCAUGAACCAGACCGCCGAUUCGCUAUAUGUGGAGUGCAUCGCAGGAUUCGAUGGGGGUUUGCAGCAGGAAUUCAUAAUGGAAGUAUACGACACCCAGACUCGCAAAUUGGUGAGCAACGUCACAUCUCGAAAUCCGAUUUUCGCCGUUGGAGGGCUGGAAUCCGGCUUGGGCUUCAAUAUCGGACUGUACGCCGCUAACAAGAAGGGCCGCAGUGGAGUGGCACAUCUACAAGCUUUUACACUUAAGUCUGCUGAAAAACACACAGCAGCAGAACUGAAAAAGCCAAAUGCCCCGGAAAAUUGCACGGUCACCUUGCAUACCCGUUAUGCCGUCAGAGUGAGAUGUCAGGAACAGAACAAUGGCGACAGAAGAGAUUAUUUCACUUACGUCCUCCAGGUAUACGAUGCAUAUACGCGUCAUAUUAUUGGCACAACAACCUCCCAGGAUUCGGAAGAUAUUAGCUAUAACUCAUUACCGAAGGACCACGAUGAUUUGUUGUUGUUUGUAAGGACCAUGGAUGCCAGAUCUAUAACGAGCGAUGCCUUUAUUGUAUAUGCUUCUUCUGCCGUUAAUACGGGGUUUUCGGCAUCAACGCCUGUCCUUCUACAAAUCACCCCAUUAUUAGGAGCCCUGAUAGGUGUGGUAGCCGCAUUGAUUCUCGUUGCUGUUAUCAUUGUGAUUGUGAUACGGAUCAGGGGAGGUGGCGAUAGGGACGACAAAGAUUACGACGAUGGCGGUCUAUCAAUAGCUGGAAGAAGGUCAGUAUCUCGACAUGGAGACAAAGCAAGUACGGAGCCUCUUAACAAAGAUCUGAAUGACAGCGUGGAUAGUUUGGAGGAAAAGAACCCGGAUAUUAUACCUCAAAGUAACGGCGAGGAUGACUAUCAAGACGAGGAAAGGGCAUUCGAGAGGCUUAAUAACGCACCUUCCAGGAUAGUAAGCAGGAUACAGAGUCCUAACAGCCAAUCAAAGAAUGGAUCGUACGAUAAAUACAACAAAAAGAACGAAGAGAUAACUUACGCCGAGCUUUCUCUGACUAACCAGCAGAUGCCCCACGUUAUUUACACACAGCAGGCGAUCCCAAUGUCCGUAUUACGAAGACAAGAGCCCACUGUGUAUGCCCAAUUGGAUAUGUCGAACAGGGUGCCUGUGUCCACGUUGCAGCCCCUCAGCCCACCGCAUCCCUCGACGUUCCAGACGCUGCACCACCCCAUGACACACCUGCCCCCUUACAUGCCAAGGGGCUUUAGGGAAGAUCAAUUGCAAGACGGCAAUAUCACUGCCGAGACUCCACUUAUAAAUCCAAGGGAUAGUAGUGCCCUCCAACCUCUGCUGGAAGCAAAUAACACCAAGUCGUCGCAACUGCCUUCCAGUCAACCACGAAUUGUGACGGCAACCCGUUUCUGACCUAAUUAACUAGACGAUGAUUUAGUGUAUUUAUAAGCAAAAUGUUAAUCAUGAACUUCAAUGUGAGUUGCUCGUGCUCGCAUCUAAUGUUUUUUAUAAAAACAGAUGUUGUCCAAUAACAUAAAUGUAAUGAAUCUGAUGAGUGACUUAAGUUUGUUCAAUAAUUUUACACCAUUUCAUCAUUCAAACUUUUUCCACGAUGAACAAAAUGAACCUAUUCGAAGAUACAAUUUUUGAAUACUGAAAGCAUGGGGUACUAGAUGAAAAAUGUCAAUGUGGAUACGAUAUAACUAAUCAAUAAAAUAUUAUCAUUGUUUAUAACUUCCUAUAAGCAUUUUUGAAUAUAGGUUCUUCACAUUCCAAUUGAAGGUUGAGUGAAUGUAACCUAGAAUAACAAUACUCUCAAGAUAAUUUUCGGAGCACUCAAGUGAAAAGAUUUGAUAAAAAAAUAUUCAUCCGAAUGAUUGUAGUGAAAUUUUCCACCUUAUACUUCAAAAGAAUCUGCCACUGGAUAUUAAAAAUUUCCCUCUCCCUCUAACCACUCGGUUGAUUAUUCGGCCUACCCAUAAACUUCCGUCCAUAAAAGAUAUUGGAAGAUAACUAACAAAUAUUUACAUUUCAACUGAAGCUUGUGAGCUGUUGGAAGCCCUUUAUGUUUUCUGUAAGAACUCUCGGUUUAGAAUUUUUAUGAAACUCGUUUCAUUUCUCAGAUUUGUUAAACAUUAAAGAUGUAAAUAUGUACAUAUUGCUCAAUAAUAAUUGAUAUAAUAUAGUCAUGGACUUUUUUAUGAAUUAAAAUAUACUGUAUGUUAGGAUUAUUGAAUAACGAAUCUUAUUUCAAUAAUUAUGAAAUAUACGAAUUAGUAUAGAAGAGAAAAUUUUAUGACUGAGUUCAGAUAAUAAAGAAAUUAGUUAAUUUUUUGAAUUUUUCGAAUCAUGAUUGUGUAAAAAAAUACCAAAAAUGAUGAAGAUUGCAUAUGUAUGUAGAUCUGAUUUUUUUGGUUCAAUAAUAGUUAUCAUUUUUUGUUUGAACUAAUUCAGUAAUCAUAGUGAAAAUAUGCCACUGUGUUCAAAAAACAUAUUACAAUUUAUGAUGAAUUUGGUCAAGGAGAUGUUAUGAACAAAUCGUGCUCUAUUGAAUAAUCCUUCAAUAUGAGAAAUUAAAUAAGAAGAAAAUGAACACUGAGAAUUUUUUUACAAUAAUAACAGGGUGAAUAUCAUCUUAAUGUGCCAUAUGUCAAUCUUAGAAUAAUGUCCUGAAUUUUUCAAGUCGCUAUAAGAAUUUCAAGUGCAGUUGAUAUGCGGUACGUUACCACAUAUUGGAACGUGAAUACCGUCAAUUGCAAAAGAAAUCAUUAGUUAGUUCCAUAACGAUUUUGUUUCUGAAAUUAACCAUACUCAUUCAACCUGAUUUUGGAAAAUAUGCUCUAUCUGUAAGCAUCUUGUUUAGGCCUUGUUUACAUAAUUGCACCUAUACUCCAUUCAAGAA